AUGUCCGAAGUCCGCAAAGCAAUUAUCAUUGGCGGUGGUCCAGCCGGGCUUGCAGCGGCGCUUCGCUUGCACAAGCAUAAUAAUAUCUCCUGUGUGAUCUACGAGCUACGAGACCAGCCUACCACUCUCGGUGGCGCGGUGGGGAUUAUGCCUAAUGGGUUACGGCUACUUGACCGCUUGGGCGUGUAUGACGAGCUCUGUGCUCGGGGAUACGGAGGUGGGAUGCUGACGAUGCAUUCGGCGGCUGGGGAUGUUGUCGGGGCUCAGGAUUUUGUUGGGUGGGCGCGGAGUGAGACUGGGUAUGGAUAUUUGAGGAUCAAACGUGUUGAUCUCGUUGAUGUUUUGUUGGAGGCUGUGCGGAGGGAGGGGAUUGAGAUCAGGUUUGGAGUUAGGGUUACUGGGAUUGAAGGUGGGGUUGUCAGCACUGAGAGUGGAGAUGAGGAGGCUGAUCUUGUUCUUGGGUGUGAUGGGAUUCACUCGUUUGUGAGGAAGUCUGUUGUUGAUCCUGGGUUUGUGGGUGUUUAUUCCGGGAUCGCUGGGUCUUUUUCAAUUGUUCCUUCGUCGAAGUUGCCGGCACAGUCGACGGAUCUGAUGACUGGUUUGCAUGGUAUGAUGACUGAGGAGGGGAUGUUCAUGGUCAAUCCCUGUACGGCCAACAAGGAUGAGGUGAUGUGGGGAUUUUCACGCGAGGUGCAGCUUCCUGAGUCUGGGAAGGAUGGGAGAGAUGGGUGGGAGGAGACUCGCAAGGCUGAGGUUGAAGGGUUCAGAGAGUACUUGCUCAAAGUGCUUGCGAAGGCGAGUGGUGAAUGGGGCUCAGUCGUCAGAGAUCUCGUUUGCAACACUUCUUCCAUCAACUUCUAUCCUGUCUAUCGACUCCCGCUUGGCGGGCGUUGGUAUAAGGGUCGAUGUCUACUGCUUGGAGAUGCGGCGCAUGCUAUGUCACCGCACGCUGGACAGGGCACCUCCAUGGCUCUGGAAGAUGUGUUCUUGCUUUCCCGGCUUCUCGAGGAUUCGAGUAGGCCUCUAUCGCAAGUUUUCACCAAGUUUGACGAGAUCCGACGCCCAAGGGUGGAUGAGAUCUACAUGCAAGCUGUCAAGAACGGUGCUGCGAGAAAGAAGACUGGUCCAUGGGGGCUGUGGAUGAAGGAGCUUGGCUUCGGCAUGUUGAUGAAUGUCUCGUCUGCCCUGGGAUUGGACAAAAGGGGAUAUGGACAAAAACAUUUGGUCUAUGACAUCGAUGAGGUGAAGCUGUAA
This is a messenger RNA of Penicillium brevicompactum, 1254 nucleotides long. RefSeq names its product FAD-dependent oxidoreductase. The transcript is spliced from 2 exons. Bases 1 to 1254 code for a protein of 417 amino acids. Lineage: Eukaryota; Fungi; Ascomycota; Eurotiomycetes; Eurotiales; Aspergillaceae. The record is from RefSeq and is a predicted model, not a curated record. Gene Ontology annotation, molecular function: monooxygenase activity; FAD binding.